CAAUCGCCCGCCCCGUUUCCACCUCCAUUUAUUAUUUUCCUCCUCUACUAACCGAUUCUCGUAUUGAUCUCGAGUCGGUUAUCACCUGGCUUGUCGCGGGUCUAUCAUCUGUGUCCCACAGGUUAAAUCGUCCGCCAAGUCGAUCGUGAUUCUAUCAUCAGUACAGCCUACGUGGUGACGUAUUAUCAUUUAACCCUCGACAAAAGCGGCGAGAGACGCGCCUGCAACGUGGCCGACGUUCUGGCGUCGCAUCCUGCUUCGAAUCACCUCGGAAACUGCUGCCACAACAUUCAACUCUCCGUUCUAGUUUAAUACUUGACGAAACCUGACCAUUCAUCAUGGCGCGCUCACUGCCCAAGAAGAACAAUCCCCAUAUCCUUCCGCCUGAGACUCCUACCUACGAGGAACUCUUACGGUGCCGACGAUUGGGCAAAACAAAUCUCACGGUGAGGCCUACAGUGAUCGGCACGUCGAAUGCGACGAAACCGGAGAACCUUGGACCCUUUGAGUAUGCGCAUUUGCGCGUGAAACUGCCAAGGGACCUCAAAGGCUCUGAAAUAUUUCCUUCACACAACACUCAGCAACAACCAGAGACGUACUUUUUGAUGCGACGGAGCAAAGAUGGAUACGUCAGCGCUACCGGAAUGUUCAAGAUUGCCUUCCCCUGGGCAAAAUUGGAGGAGGAGCGGUCUGAGCGCGAAUAUGUGAAAGCUCGUAAGGAAACCAGCGAAGAUGAAAUUGCCGGAAAUGUGUGGAUCUCGCCAAUCCUAGCUCUCGAGUUAGCAAAGGAGUAUCAGAUGUAUGAUUGGGUACGAGCAUUGCUUGAUCCCACCGAGAUUGUACAGACCCCAUCCAGUACGAAGAAGCACAUGCAGAUCACCCCACCUCCUCGAUUUGAUUUGCCUCCGAUUGAAGCACCAGCCCAGCUUACUGCGGCGCCGCGCCUGCGAAGAGGCCGGUCUGCUUCUCCCAGCAAAAAGCUCGCUUCCCCACAAAAGCUCGCUUCCCCGCGGAAACCUAGGAGCACGAGAGCCAGAGAAUCCAAGGAAGCUCAGGACGUGAAGGAGGUGAAGGAGGCAAGCAUUGUGGCGACCAGUGAGGCCAAUGCAAACCUUCAGUCUGCCUUGGAUGCUACAGCCGAGGCCGGAUCGGUCAAUGGCACCAUCCAACCCAGCGUAGAACACGAUGAAGAGAGAGUGGCACCUACUCCUAAGAAGUCUGCUUCAACACCAAAGUCCACGAAGACACCCAGAGCUGCCCGGGCGAAGGAGCUUAAGGGGCUUAAGGAGCUCAAAGAGGUCGAGGAGGUCGUGGAGACCAAGGACACCAAGGAGGAGAAUGUCAAAGUGGAUGUUAAAACUAAUGCCGACGAAGCCAGGGAUGUGCAAACGACCCAGACCACCGUCUCGGUGGAAGUGCCUAUUUCUCUCCUUCCUGAUGCACCAUCUGCGGAAGAUACCGAACAAAUGAUUGCUAAGGCCAAGGAAAUGGUAGAAGAGGCUGCCAAGCUUCAGAGCACAGAUGAGGAGCCCGUGCCAUCGUCAUCAAAGGCUGCUAGGAAGCGCAACAUCGAAGAAGCGCUCAGUGAUGAUGAGGAGGACGAAGAAGCAAAGGCCCUGCGCACCAAGAGGGCAAAGGUCUUGGAAGAGAAGUUGAAGCGUGAACGUGUCAGGAACCGCGCUCUUGUCGGUGUCACUGCUGCUUUUGCACUUGCGGCUUCGAUUCCUUACUUCUUUUAGAGCUUCUACUACGAACUGUAUUGGGCGCCUUCCUACGGAACAAAUUGUCCCGAGUUGACCGUCGCGUUUUCCAUCGAAGAACAUCUCUCCCAAACCUCUU
This is a messenger RNA of Aspergillus caelatus, 1839 nucleotides long. RefSeq lists its product as uncharacterized. The record is from RefSeq and is a predicted model, not a curated record. The transcript is spliced from 5 exons. Lineage: Eukaryota; Fungi; Ascomycota; Eurotiomycetes; Eurotiales; Aspergillaceae. Bases 339 to 1739 code for a protein of 466 amino acids. Gene Ontology annotation, molecular function: DNA binding. Gene Ontology annotation, cellular component: nuclear membrane complex Bqt3-Bqt4. Gene Ontology annotation, biological process: meiotic attachment of telomere to nuclear envelope; mitotic telomere tethering at nuclear periphery.